Molecule: messenger RNA, 1236 nt
Organism: Eruca vesicaria subsp. sativa (arugula)
Lineage: Eukaryota; Viridiplantae; Streptophyta; Magnoliopsida; Brassicales; Brassicaceae
Source: the annotation of a GenBank genome assembly
AUGGGCGAGAUUAAUUUACCUCGGUUCACCUCGCCCAUGGGCGAGGUGACAUUGGAGGAAUUUGAAGUCGAGCAAGAAGAGAAGGAUGCAUAUUGGGAUGCUCUAUGUGGUUCGGUCACUCCUCCGGCCGAGGUUUUCUUUCCGAAGAGACCUACCACGGUGAUUGACCUAACCGUCCCGAGCAGGACCUCCUCUUCCUACCUUUCGACUCUCCAAGAAUUCUACAAGGUAACGAGCGGGCUCGGGAAGGACCUUAGCCCUGAUGACUUUGAAGGGCUAUGGGCGACGCGGAAGACGGGGAAUGAAUACUCGUGCUGUUUGCACCCCAAGAAACACAUGUCGAUCAUCCAGGGGCAUACUUCUAAUUCUAUGGGGGAGAGGGUUAGGCCUCGGAAGGAUAAGGGGAUUGCUUUCAGGAUUGUCUCAGAAGAUCCUCUGAUCCCUGGAUGGGAAACGGGUAAUGGAAGCGGAGCAAGUGAAGCUCCCCUUCCGAAUGACUUCUUUGACAACCUUCCUCCCGGUUUUACCACUCAAGCGUCUCUGACCGAGGCAUCGAGGAGAGAGGUGGUUGCGGAAGGCUCUCGGUUGAUUAACGAGGUUUGGUCUCUGAAUUUUUUUGAGAAAUCUUUAGAUUGUUAUUUCCUUUUUGACCUUCGAUUUGUACAUGGGACUCGAGUUCUUAACUCGGCAUUAGACGGAGGUUUCAGAGAAGCGUGCCUUUCGCAUUUCAAGGCCGAGGAGAUCGAGAGGAAGUUCAUUGAGUUCCACAAGCAGGUGGCGGAGCGAGACCGUGCACAUGCUGAAUCCCGUUAUCGUGCUCUCGUCCGUGCGGAGAGGAGAGGGAGGAGGAAGGUUGCCACCGAACUGGCAAGGAGAGCCGCCCUGUUCAACACCAAGUUCCAAGGUUUUAAGGAAGCUCAGGACGAUGUGUGCGACUUCCGCGAGUGCCGCGGUUCUGUCGCUUCCUUCUGGAAGUCGCAAGACGCCGACUUCUCCUUUCUUCCCGAGAUUGCCAUCAUGUCAGGCCUUAUGGAUGGGUAUGUUCAUGCUGAGACACGGGUGCCUCCGAUUGAGGGGAGGAUCCGACAGCUUUGGGAACCCAUUGAGGUUUAUGAGGAUACAGCGGAAGCCGGAGCUGGUGUCGGGGAUCCGGAGGGCAUCGCGGCUGAGGAAGGAGAGGUGGAUCAGCCAGUGAGCUCCUUUGGAGUCUCCAUGUCUUGUUUCCUUGACCUCUGA